UGAAGCGCUGGGUUUUACCGACCGCACUCGAGACGCUGCAAGAUACUGGACAGAUUCCUAAGGUGCAUCUUAGUCCUUAAGUGAUCUUCGAGAUAGCUAGGAAGCUGAAAGGAACGAAUAGCGGAUUUUCCUUCUAUUACAGACUAUCAGCUGAGGAGGGUAUAGGAGGUGAGCGGUGAACACGAGCCAGUAUGCAGAAUCUGAGGCUGCUCAUCUUAAGCGUGCUGUUUUACUCAGCAUUCUCUGCAACUCUGAAAGCCCAAGAGAUGUCUCAGACUCUGUUUUUUGGGGAAGACUUCCACAUCCUCGUGCCGGCCGAUGGAGCUGACGUCACGUUCAGGCCUUCGAUUGUCCCAGGUCGUGAGAAGCCGCUGAUGAGUGCUGGGAAGGUGGUGGAUCUCCGUGCCAAACUCAACUCUGCUUCGAGCCACCUGAUCCUGGAGAAUGUUGGAGAAAGUGAUGAAGGAGUCUACACCGUCACAUCUAACCAAAAUCCAGAGGACGUUACACACAUCACACUCUAUGUUAGAGAUUGCUCUAGUGAGGUCAUUGUUAGGUACGGCUUAGAUUUUCAUGUAUCGCUGCAUGAUAUCUCGGAGCCAGUGCGUGUGGGCUUUCGCCACAGCACCGUGGAGGCCAAUCAGACGUCAUUGCCGGCUGAUGAACUGCUGAAUGCUGAUGGAACGCCCAAGGAGAAUUACCAGGACCGCGUUGAGAUCACUCCUCAAAAGUUCACUUUGCGUGCCGUUACUGGGGCUGAUGAAGGCAGUUACACCUUUAGUGAUUCCAUUGGGAAAGUCCAGAAGAAGAUCUGCCUGAACGUGAAAGCACAUCAGAUAUUUGCGACCCUUUCAUACGGUGGCACUCUGAAAAUAAACCUGCACAUGAAUAGCUCUUUAGCUCGCCUUCUGUACAUCCCUCAGUCUGAUAAACAUAAGUAUUUGAUUAUGGAUAACGGAGAGCUCAGCGUGCCUCCUAACGUGGAUCUUGAGGGUCGUCUCUCUUUGGAGGAUUCUUUGUGUCUUCUGACGGAUGUGAGGGCCAGCGAUGCCGGAGUUUUCAGUGUGACUGACCAUCAGGGGUUCCUGGUGUCUGAUGUCCACCUGGAGAUAGAACCGUACAGGCUUCCAAAACUCUAUAUUGCCAUCAUUGUUCUGGUAGCAUUGUUGGUGCUGCUGCUGUUGGUGUGCUUGGUGUCAUGUUUGGUGAAGAUACGCAAACGUGCAGCAAAGGCCAGAGCCAUUGAGGAGAAAGCCCAGAAUGCAGGCAAAGUGGAGGGAGAUGCCUUCAGACAGGUUGUCAAAGAUGCCUGUACCCAUCAGAAUGAGGAAGCCCCGGCCCUGUCACAGAAAGAAGACAUCACUGAGAAAUCACAGAGCACAGAGGUCAGCAUUAAGGGUUUGGAGGUGUCUACUAAAGAGCCAAGCCUUCAAGAGAGGAACAUGGAGACCAGUGACUCUGGAGUGGGAUUUAAUACCACUGGGCUCCCGCUUGACAGUGACACUGAUGCCCCAACAGCAGCCUUAGCAGAUUCUGAUGUAUUGAGUUCCUCUGCUGCCCCUGAUGUCAAAGCCGUUCCCAACCAAACUCCAGAGUCAAAGACAGCCCCCUCACCUCCAAAACCAGCACCUGUGGCCAAGUCGACUGCUCCUCCACCACCUUCUCCCGAACCCAAACCACCAGUAACGCCUGAACCUAAACCCAAGCCUGCGGUCACACCAACACCUGUACCCAAACCCGCUGCUACACCUGAACCGAAAAUGACCAUCUCACCACCACCUGAAACAAAACCGACCUUAAGCCCAUCACCAGAACCCAAGCAACCUGUGACACCUGAUAUGAAACCAACAACUGAAGUUAAACCAAUUCCAAGUCCAACCCCUGAACCUCCAAAAGCAGUAACACCAACUCCUGAUGCAAAACCAGCCGUUACGCCAGAUGCCAAACCAGCAGUUUCACCUACUCCUGAACCCACACCAGCUAAAGUUGGCACUCCUGAACAAAAACCUGCUGCGAGCCCAACACCUGAUCCCAAGACUCCUAAACUGGUCUCUCCUGAGCCUAAACCAAGUUCACCUACUCCACAGUCUAAACCACCAGUCUCACAGAUUCUCGACUCAAAACCAACCACAAAUGGUACUCCCGAAUCCAAGGCUGACAUCGAGUCAGAGCCGAGUGCACCCAUAUCUCCUGGGCUGGAUGUGAAGGGCACAACCCCUCCCAAAACCCCUGAUACUGGGAAAAGCUCAGUUAAAACUCCUGAGCUCAUCUCCAGUGGAGGUCUAGACUCGGCUGCCCCCAAUGACAGUGCACCACCUUCAAGCACUGAUGGAGCUGCCACCAACUGAGAUUAAAACCAUAGCCUUGUUCCUGCCUCCUCCUAGUGUAUUAACCACCACAGACAAUCGAGACACUAGACUUAACAACAAAGAAGAGCUAAAUGACUUCCUAAGGGGGUGGGUUCCUCAGUCUUUUGAGUCUCACUUUUAAUACAAUUAACAUGCAUCAAUAGAAAGAUCCACUGUAAAUCCACUCAGUUUACUAAUAUGUAAUCACCCUGUAGCAGAGUUCGAGAGAAGAAGCAUUUCCAACCUUACACCAUUGGCUAAUUUAAUACAGAAUGAGGGAGGCUGUCUGGGAUAUUCCAAGAAGUGUACAAAGACAAAUCUCCCUUCCCAGAAAUAAUACAUCACUGCAUGAAGAUAUUGAGAAAAUAAAUUAUGUUAUCGGUUCCGUAAUCCAAGUUAUUGUGAUUGAAUUUGGGGAAAGGCACACAGGAACAUGGGACAUUAAUCAUUUUCAUUCUUUAUGAGAUCAUUUCUGCUCCAUUUCGACCAGUCGGAGAAUCCAAAUAGCUGGACUGAUACUGAGAAAGCGACCAACCUUUCACUGUCAGAGGACUGGAAAAGUGGAAAAUUCAUGUAUCACUUUGACCCAUGCAAGUCAACAUGUCAUUUUGACAAGGGAGAUGAAUGAGGAAACUACAGAAGUGCAAAGCAGAAGGAAG
Molecule: messenger RNA, 3007 nt
Organism: Sinocyclocheilus rhinocerous
Lineage: Eukaryota; Metazoa; Chordata; Actinopteri; Cypriniformes; Cyprinidae
Exons: 9
Coding region: 192-2348 (718 amino acids)
Biological process (GO): cellular response to lipopolysaccharide; positive regulation of T cell proliferation; cell surface receptor signaling pathway
Cellular component (GO): external side of plasma membrane
Source: RefSeq, a predicted model, not a curated record